UAUUUAAGCAACACGCAGCGUAAAAGUUUUAAAAUUUUUCACCCGCGCCGCAGCAUCCGAGGCCAUAAAAAGAAAUUCAAUUAAAAUAAUUAGAGUGGUCAAAAACUAGUGCUUUGUGGCGGAGAAGCACCUUAAAUAUAGUUUACCUGGGCCACUAGCCCGCACAACCCCGCCAGCAGCCGACGAUUUGUGCGCCGGAGCAAAGCUUCCGCAGCCGUCGAUUCGAGAGCAUUGCGGAUGCGAAUCCGAGUGGCGACAGGACGAAAGUGCGGCCCCAGCGGAGCCAAAUUACGGUAGUGAAAAAAUUGUGGGGCGCCGCUGAGUUUCUGUGCAAUUAUUGUAGUUAGGCGGUGCCGAGGAAGUGUGCUGUGUCCUGUGACUGAUGCUCGAAAUCGCGAGCUGUUCGCGUUGCUCGUCCUGUGUUAAGAGCCCACCAUGUGAAGGACACGGACACGGGCAGGGACAGGGACUCGGGAGUGCACAACUACGAGUAGAGCGCGAGAUGGCGCCCGUCACCCGCAGCCGGAGCAGCAGCAGUGGCAGAGUAAUCCUUGAGAGCAGCGCCGCCCGAUGAAGGAUUGCAGCAUGGAACGCACAUGCACAGGCACUGGCACAUGCACAUCCACCACGCCCACUGGCAGCAUAAAUAACGCAAGGACAUGGACGGCGCAACGAACGCGACGAGGACAAAGGCCCACGGCCUGUGACAGAAAUAAACGCCACCACCAGGACCACCUCCUCGCCGAGAGCUAACCGACUAAACGUGAACCCAGCACCAGCACUAGCACCACGACCCCAACCCGAGUGAUAUUAUUUUUAAUGCAAUCAAAGUGCUAAGUGAGUUUGCCAAAAACAGAAGGCAGCAGAGACCAUACAGAACUAGAACGAACAGAAGUGCCGAGUGAAAGUCCGUGUCGAGUCCUAACCCAAUUUGGGAAGUUUGUCCUUUGAGAGCGCGUCGCAGCCCGGCAAGGACGAGCAGGAUUCAUAUGGACGACGGCAGGCGCGGCCCGGUUAGCCAGGUGAGCAGCCAGGAAAGGCCCUGCAAACGGUACCGCAAGCGGAGGCGUCGCCACUGAACCAACGAUCCACCACCCAAUACUCGCCUAAAUGAAGAAUGAAGAAACAAAAUGUGCGCACGAUAUCCUUGAUCGUGUGUACAUUUACCUACUUGCUCGUCGGCGCCGCCGUCUUUGACGCCCUCGAAUCGGAAACGGAAAAGCGUCGUUGGGAGGCGCUGCAAGAUGCCGAGGACAUGAUAAUACGCAAAUACAAUAUCUCACAGGAGGACUUCAAAGUCAUGGAGACUGUGGUGCUCAAAUCGGAAUCGCACAAGGCCGGCCAGCAGUGGAAGUUCACCGGUGCAUUCUAUUAUGCAACCACGGUGCUAACCACCAUAGGCUACGGACACUCGACGCCCAGCACGGUGGGCGGGAAGCUCUUCACGAUGUGCUACGCCAUUGUGGGGAUUCCCCUGGGCCUCGUUAUGUUCCAGAGCAUCGGAGAAAGAGUGAAUAGACUGAGCAGCUAUGUUAUCAAAGCGGUCCGCUCCUCGCUGCGCUGCAAAAGGACCGUCGCCUCGGAGGUGGACCUCAUCUGUGUUGUGACCACUCUCAGCUCGCUGACGAUAGCAGGCGGUGCUGCGGCCUUCUCGAAAUUCGAGGGCUGGAGCUACUUCGAUUCAGUAUAUUACUGUUUUAUUACUUUAACCACAAUAGGCUUUGGCGACAUGGUAGCCCUGCAGCGGGACAAUGCACUGAACAGGAAGCCCGAAUACGUGAUGUUCGCACUGAUAUUUAUACUUUUUGGCCUGGCCAUCGUGGCCGCCUCGCUGAACUUGUUAGUACUUAGGUUUGUUACAAUGAAUACCGAGGAUGAGCGACGCGACGAGGCCCAGGCCAUGCAGGCGCUGCAAGUGGCUGUGAAGCUGGAGGGCGAUGUGAUAACAUCCAACGGAUCCAUUCUGAGCGGCUACGAGGGACACGACGGCCAGUCUCUGAACGGAAGCAACGCCUCGUCCAUGUGCUCGUGCCACUGCAUGUGUCUCAAUGGGAACCGGCAUAAAAAAAGUAACAACUUGGGAAAGAACAACGAUGCGGAAAACCAAUACAAACUGCGGCGAUCGCCCACUCACAUCCGACACCUCCUGCCCGAGGUGGUGCCCAUGCAGGACUUGAACUACGACUACGACACCCAGAGCCUGCACACCCUGGCCGACCGGGGGACCAUGGACAGCAGCUACAUGGGCGUGGACAUGGUGGACAUGGGGGACACGGCGAGCAUGGAGCUGCGGCCGCACACCCUGCUGAAGCGCAAUGUCUCGCUGCUGUCCAUUCGCAUCUAGGAUGCUAGGACGCAGGGGUGCCGGACUGGCGGGUGGCUGGAACAACGAAGUGGCGCCCAGCCCUAGCCAAAAACGACUUACAAAUCGAAAGUGAUAACAAGGCUCUAAUAGUACUUAAAUACUCAUGUAGAUUCGCAACUGAAUGUAGGACACGACGCGAUUUGGAUAAUGACGAUGCGAGUUCCGAGCAAUUUACGUAGGCUCAGGCUCGGCUCCCCGCGAUACGCCAUGUGUGUGCAGCAUUUACAACGUGAACUAGUGCGUAGAUCUAUACAACAUGUAGUCGGCAGGAUAGACAGUAACCUAUAUACACAACACUUACAACUAGGGCACUAUACAAUUGAAUGUAAACCACUGCCAUUUGCCAUUUCCGAGCGAUAGAACCUAGAGGCGAUGCGGACGAUUCUGGAACGGCACACUCCACUCACUCGUAGUCUUUCUAUUUUAACGCCAACAUCCGUGACAGUCAUCCGUACCCGUGAAUAGAGCGAUUCCGCAGUAACCUCGAGCCAAAAUCAACCUGUGUAUUGCUACGUUUAUCCAGCUUCUCCUUUGUAUUUCCUAACUGUAGACCUAUAAUACUAAUAUCAAAGAAGGGUCGCCGAAUUCGAAAGUCAGUGGGGAGAUUCUGAAGAAUCAGAACUACCAACGUCAUUGACUAUUGAACUGCCUUAAGUCUUUUUUAGUAUUUGAAACUUAGAACCGAAGCGGUUUCAAAAAAUUCAAGCAUGACACGGAGGUUUUUGCUUCGUUUUAUUCACCUAAUUUGCAACUAAUCGCGCGUAUAAACGUAGAACAUAUUCCAGGAGCCAAAGAAACGCAAUGAAAGUGUCAAAUUAAAGCUGUAAAUACUACUUAGCCGAUUAAUGUAAGCCAACGUUUAAAGAUCCGAAAUCCAUUUUAUUCAGACAUAUUAUGAUUACGUAACGUUGCAAGACGAACUCGAACUCGAUAUUAGUUGGCGCCCCCGGAGCGCAAGUAGUUAGUAGCCGCAGCUACGACGUCCGCUAUCUAACCAAGUGUCAAAUGCUUAGCUAGUGGCCCGCGAAGAAGGUUCCGGGCACUCCAGUGCUCAAGUGACUCCACGAUGUGCCAAAUACCCAAUCGUACGCGCGAGCCAAGGCCAUGCCAGUGGCAUCGAAGGCCCGAAUCGCACGCGUGCCAGACAGACAUAUACCGUGUCAGACCCCAGACCUCCCCCUGUCGCAUUUAUGCAAAGAAUGCAUUUAGUUAUAGUUGUAGAUAUGUCGAACCGAAUUCCCCACACCUAGUUUAGGCAGUCCCAUUCCCAUAUUGUUUAGGGCACUCGCAUUUAAAGUAGGAUUUUCGAUAAUCUGUUCUAGUUAGUCGAUCCACAUUGCUCACUCGAGACGUCAAACGCUUCAAGAAAAUCUCUUUUAUCCUUAUGUGCUUUGUAUAUAAUAGUAUACUAAUUGAUAAAGUAAUUACUUUAAAAACGAUAUAUUGCUAGAACCAAAACUUUGUCAGUUUGAAAAACUUAGUUAUGCAUUUGAUUUAACCGAUCGAUUUUUAGAGUGCUAAAUAUUUUGAAAUUUUAAAUACUUAACUAUACUAUAUUUCGGCCAGCGGCGUUUAAAUCACCAGUGGUAUUCUUUGAAUUCAAGAUAAUUAAAUCAAAUGAAAUUGUAAUUUUAAUUCAGGCAAAUAAUGCGAAAUAGUGAAUCUAAGACUUUGUAAUAUACUUAUAUUCCGAAAUUACACAGAAAAAACAAUAAACUAAAUUUAUAUAUGAUUAAAUCUGCCUUGG
This is a messenger RNA of Drosophila biarmipes, 4112 nucleotides long. It is a transcript of the gene Task6, whose product is annotated as two pore potassium channel protein sup-9. Gene Ontology annotation, molecular function: potassium ion leak channel activity. The transcript has 9 exons. Gene Ontology annotation, biological process: stabilization of membrane potential; potassium ion transmembrane transport. NCBI's taxonomy places the organism in Eukaryota, Metazoa, Arthropoda, Insecta, Diptera, Drosophilidae. The record is from RefSeq and is a predicted model, not a curated record. Gene Ontology annotation, cellular component: membrane. Bases 1118 to 2344 code for a protein of 408 amino acids.